AUGAGGAGCCUCUGCUCUUUGCCUUACCUCCUCUUGCUGCCACUGAGUGCCUGCUUUCCCCUGCUGGACAGAAUGGGACCCACAGACUUCGGUGACGUCGGAGCCAAGAUGAGCAGGGUCCACCUGGCUGAGGGACGCAGAGCCCACUCAGUGCGAGGUCCUUCUCCAUGGCUGAGAGUACCACAGCCACAGGCCUUGCUUGUGGUGGCCAAGGAACUGCAGGCCUCGCGCAGGGCACACACCGGCUUCCGCCUAGGGAGGCAGGAUGGCGAUAGCCAGGCCGCAGGGUUCCUGCCCACUGACUCAGAGAAGGCCAGCGGCCCCCUAGGCACCUUGGCGGAGGAGCUCAGCAGCUAUAGCAGGAGGAAGGGAGGCUUCAGCUUUCGCUUUGGCCGGUGA
Microtus ochrogaster (prairie vole) is the source of this 399-nucleotide messenger RNA. RefSeq names its product pyroglutamylated RFamide peptide (gene Qrfp). Gene Ontology annotation, molecular function: neuropeptide hormone activity; orexigenic neuropeptide QRFP receptor binding. NCBI's taxonomy places the organism in Eukaryota, Metazoa, Chordata, Mammalia, Rodentia, Cricetidae. Gene Ontology annotation, biological process: behavior; neuropeptide signaling pathway. The record is from RefSeq and is a predicted model, not a curated record.